UUCAUAGUCCCGUUUUUAGAGCCAGUGAAACUGAGAUGCAGAGAACAAAGUCACUUGCCCACGGUCAUGUAUCUGAUCAGCAAACAGCAGCUGCAGACAGUCAAGGACCGGUUUCAGGCCUUUCUCAAUGGGGAAACCCAGAUCGUGGCUGAUGAAGCCUUCAUGAACGCCGUCCAGAGUUACUAUGAGGUGUUCCUAAAGAGUGACCGGGUAGCCCGCAUGGUGCAGAGCGGGGGCUGCUCCGCCAAUGACUCACGGGAGGUCUUCAAGAAGCACAUUGAGAAACGGGUGCGGAGCCUGCCUGAGAUCGAUGGCCUUAGCAAGGAGACCGUGCUGAGCUCCUGGAUGGCCAAGUUUGAUGCUAUCUACCGUGGGGAAGAGGAUCCCCGGAAGCAGCAGGCCCGGAUGACGGCCAGCGCAGCCUCUGAACUGAUUCUGAGCAAGGAGCAGCUCUACGAAAUGUUCCAGAACAUUCUUGGGAUCAAGAAGUUCGAACACCAGCUCCUGUACAAUGCGUGUCAGCUGGACAACCCAGACGAGCAGGCGGCCCAGAUCAGACGGGAGCUGGAUGGACGUCUCCAGAUGGCAGACCAAAUAGCCAGGGAACGAAAAUUUCCGAAGUUUGUAUCCAAAGAAAUGGAAAACAUGUACAUUGAGGAACUGAAGUCCUCCGUCAACCUGCUCAUGGCCAACUUGGAGAGCAUGCCUGUGUCCAAAGGUGGAGAGUUCAAGCUCCAGAAACUGAAACGCAGCCACAACGCUUCCAUCAUCGACAUGGGUGAGGAGAGUGAGAACCAGCUCUCCAAGUCAGACGUUGUGCUGUCUUUCUCCUUGGAGGUGGUGAUCAUGGAAGUCCAAGGCCUUAAAUCCUUGGCUCCAAAUCGCAUUGUGUAUUGCACCAUGGAGGUGGAAGGAGGAGAGAAACUGCAAACAGACCAGGCUGAGGCUUCCAAACCAACGUGGGGCACCCAGGGCGACUUCUCCACGACUCAUGCUCUUCCUGCCGUGAAGGUGAAGCUGUUCACAGAAAGCACAGGUGUCCUGGCCUUGGAGGACAAGGAGCUUGGGCGGGUUAUUCUCCAUCCCACCCCGAAUAGCCCCAAACAAUCUGAAUGGCACAAAAUGACAGUUUCCAAAAAUUGCCCAGAUCAGGAUCUCAAAAUCAAACUUGCUGUCCGAAUGGAUAAACCUCAAAACAUGAAGCAUUCUGGGUAUUUAUGGGCCAUCGGUAAAAAUGUCUGGAAGAGGUGGAAGAAAAGGUUUUUUGUAUUGGUGCAGGUCAGUCAGUACACAUUUGCCAUGUGUAGUUACCGAGAGAAGAAAGCAGAGCCUCAGGAACUUCUGCAACUGGAUGGCUACACUGUGGAUUACACGGACCCCCAGCCAGGUCUGGAAGGGGGCCGAGCCUUCUUCAAUGCAGUCAAAGAAGGAGACACGGUGAUAUUUGCCAGUGAUGAUGAGCAGGACCGCAUCCUGUGGGUCCAGGCCAUGUACCGGGCCACAGGACAGUCCCACAAGCCCGUUCCCCCGACCCAGGUCCAGAAGCUCAACGCCAAGGGAGGGAACGUGCCUCAGCUGGACGCCCCCAUCUCACAGUUCUCUGGACUGAAGGAUGCAGACAGAGCUCAAAAGCAUGGCAUGGAUGAAUUUAUCUCUUCCAACCCCUGUAACUUUGACCACGCUUCCCUUUUUGAGAUGGUGCAGCGCCUUACUUUGGAUCACAGACUUAAUGAUUCCUAUUCUUGCCUGGGCUGGUUCAGUCCUGGCCAGGUGUUUGUAUUAGACGAAUACUGUGCCCGCAACGGAGUGCGGGGCUGUCACCGACACCUCUGCUACCUCAGAGACCUGCUGGAACGGGCAGAGAACGGCGCCAUGAUUGACCCUACCCUUCUCCACUACAGCUUUGCCUUCUGCGCAUCCCACGUCCACGGUAACAGUCAACAGAUGCAUGUGUACCUUAGUGGGCUGCCUCCAAAUACAGACUCUGAGGGGAGCAAAACUCCCUCCCCAUCUGAAUCAGAAACUAAAAAAGAUACCAAAAGAGAAUCCAAAAAAAGAAAGGAAUUCAAAAUCCACUCCAGUCAAGAGCCCAAAAGGCCUGAUGGAAUUGGGACUGUGACUGUUGAAGAGAAAGAACGUUUUGAAGAAAUCAAAGAGAGACUCCGAGUUCUGUUGGAAAAUCAGAUUACACAUUUUAGGUAUUGCUUUCCAUUUGGUCGACCUGAAGGCGCAUUAAAAGCUACUCUCUCUCUCUUGGAAAGGGUUUUGAUGAAGGAUAUUGUUACCCCAGUGCCGCAAGAAGAGGUAAAAACAGUCAUCCGUAAAUGUCUAGAGCAAGCUGCUCUAGUCAACUAUUCCCGUCUCUCUGAGUAUGCCAAAAUUGAAGGGAAAAAGAGAGAAAUGUAUGAGCAUCCUGUCUUCUGCUUGGCCUCCCAAGUGAUGGAUUUAACCAUUCAGAAUCAAAAGGAUGCAGAAAAUGUAGGCCGGUUAAUCACUCCUGCCAAAAAGCUCGAAGAUACAAUACGUCUUGCUGAACUAGUCAUUGAAGUUCUUCAGCAGAAUGAGGAGCACCACGCAGAGGGAAAAGAGCCACACGUUGAUAAAGGAGAAGCCUUUGCAUGGUGGUCAGACUUAAUGGUGGAACAUGCCGAGACAUUCCUGUCACUCUUUGCGGUAGACAUGGAUGCAGCCUUGGAGGUGCAGCCCCCAGACACGUGGGACAGUUUUCCAGUGUUUCAGCUGCUGAAUGACUUUCUCCGUACCGACUAUAAUUUGUGCAAUGGAAAAUUUCACAAACACCUGCAAGACCUGUUUGCCCCACUUGUUGUUAGAUAUGUGGAUUUGAUGGAGUCCUCAAUUGCACAAUCCAUUCACAGGGGCUUUGAGCGGGAGUCAUGGGAACCAGUCAAGAGUUUAACCAGUAACCUACCCAAUGUGAACCUACCCAAUGUGAACCUUCCCAAAGUACCAAAUCUACCAGUUAACAUCCCUCUAGGCAUCCCACAAAUGCCUACUUUUUCGGCACCGUCAUGGAUGGCUGCUAUAUAUGAUGCUGAUAAUGGAUCAGGCACCUCAGAAGACCUGUUCUGGAAACUUGACGCCCUUCAGACCUUCAUUCGGGACCUGCACUGGCCCGAGGAAGAAUUUGGAAAGCACCUAGAACAACGGUUGAAGUUGAUGGCAAGUGACAUGAUUGAGUCUUGUGUCAAAAGAACCAGGAUUGCAUUUGAAGUUAAGCUGCAAAAAACCAGUCGAUCAACAGAUUUUCGAGUCCCACAGUCAAUAUGCACCAUGUUUAAUGUUAUGGUUGAUGCCAAAGCUCAAUCAACAAAACUUUGCAGCAUGGAAAUGGGCCAAGAGCAUCAGUACCACUCAAAAAUAGACGAACUAAUUGAAGAAACUGUUAAAGAAAUGAUAACACUCUUGGUUGCAAAGUUCAUUACUAUCUUGGAAGGAGUACUGGCAAAAUUAUCCAGAUACGACGAAGGGACUUUGUUUUCUUCUUUUCUGUCAUUCACAGUGAAGGCCGCUUCCAAAUAUGUGGAUGUACCUAAACCCGGAAUGGAUGUGGCUGAUGCCUACGUGACUUUCGUCCGCCACUCUCAGGAUGUCCUGCGUGAUAAGGUCAAUGAGGAGAUGUAUAUAGAAAGGUUAUUUGAUCAAUGGUACAACAGCUCCAUGAACGUCAUCUGUACCUGGCUGACGGACCGGAUGGACCUGCAGCUUCACAUAUAUCAGUUGAAAACACUAAUUAGGAUGGUAAAGAAAACCUAUAGAGAUUUCCGAUUGCAAGGGGUCCUGGAUUCCACCCUCAACAGCAAGACUUACGAGACCAUCCGGAACCGUCUCACCGUGGAGGAAGCCACGGCAUCCGUGAGCGAGGGUGGGGGCCUACAGGGGAUCAGCAUGAAGGACAGCGACGAGGAGGACGAGGAAGAUGACUAGACCACGCGGGCCCUGGAGUCCCCAGGAGAGUCCUGCACUCAAUGCAUGUCCUUAGUCUGUUAGUGAACCCCACUAGGAACUUUCUGUCAACUGCCAUGCCCACGAGACGUUCACCAGUACAAUUGCCAUUUUAGCUAUGUGGUACCAAGAUUAGCAAAUGAUCUUCAGUUGAUUUUCUUAUUUCUGUGUCUGUAUGUGUACAAGCAACAUGGAGCACCAGCCUUUAAAUGCCAUUCAUGGAGAACACGUAGUCCAGCUGUGAGGCCGGUCCGCAUUCUUGGCCAAGUGUAAUGAUGCUUCAUACUCGGUACUGUGUGUGUGUCGAUGGUACAUGGGUGUCAGGGCAAGGAUGCUGAGGACUUAACUUCUUUGUUCAUGUAUGUGGAUGCCAGUUAUUUUAAUGCGUAUAUAAAUAAAUUAAUUUACUGAAGCACAUAGAUCUGCUUUGUUUUUUAUUGAGAAACCAAAGCAAGGCUCCAACAGCCAACUUUUGGUUCUUUUGUUCCCCUAAAACAAAAAAAAGAAACUAGACCCCUUGUAUCCCUGUUACCCCUUCCUCUCAUUUAUCUAUGUAGCCAAAACAAAAGGAUUGAUUUCUCCUAUUGCCCUGGCCAGGGGGCGAUCCUGUCACCAUUGACCCCCCCAAGCACAGUGCAGAGUAACUGUCUUCUGUCAAAGUUUUUCCUAUUAAAUGUUACAUUUUGCUUUUAUGUUUCAAUAACUGUGUGUGUAAAAAAAAAAAAACCUGAAUAUUUAAAUUACAACCUUAGACUAUAUAUGUGUUUAUAAGAAGAUACGGCUAUUUCUUUGAGUAGAUUAUAACCAUAACUGAAAUUAUUUUGCUCCACACCUUUUUAUAUCCAUCCUGUACCUUGCGUUCUGGUCUGUGACUGUGCAGCCCUGGGGCCCGCUGCAGAGCUCCUCCUGCCUCUGUAAAGUAGUGGAUCCAUCUUGCUUUUGCCUUAUACAAAGCCUACAGGUAUGAGAGUGUGGAAAACUGUGGCUUCUCAAUAAAUACCUGUUCAC
Messenger RNA from Fukomys damarensis (Damara mole-rat), 4971 nucleotides. It is a transcript of the gene Cadps, whose product is annotated as calcium dependent secretion activator. The record is from RefSeq and is a predicted model, not a curated record. The coding region runs from base 67 to 3945 and encodes 1292 amino acids. Gene Ontology annotation, cellular component: glutamatergic synapse. The transcript is spliced from 34 exons. Lineage: Eukaryota; Metazoa; Chordata; Mammalia; Rodentia; Bathyergidae. Gene Ontology annotation, biological process: positive regulation of exocytosis; synaptic vesicle exocytosis; dense core granule exocytosis.